CUUCGCCUUCCUUUCUUACUGGCAGUUACAGCUCUGAAGCGGCGGAGGUGAGGGGACAGACUCCGCUUUCUCUGUCUCUGUCUCUGUCUCUGUCUCUCUCUCUCUCUGUGUCGAGAAAUGGGGACACUCUCAGACGAUCUAGGGUUAGCUCUGUGCAAAGAGGAGAGCCUGCGUCGAACUCUAGACCUGGUCGAAGCCCAGGCAAAUGCCGUCCUGCUGUUCGGCCGCCGGUGGCGGGACUUGGAGGAGCAUCUCGACUCCAUCUCCAAGGCCACCGAUGAAAGGCUGGAGCAACUCGGGGUCAAGGGGAGCUCCGUCGAGGAGAGGUUUGCCGAGGUCGUGUCCGAGGAGAGGGAGGUGGAGAAGAAGGCCAAGGAUUUCAAGGGAGAGGUUGUCAUGAGGUUGAGCCUGUUGGAGAGGAUGCUCGAGGAGUGCUGGAAGGAAUGCAGAGAGAACGAGGAUUGUCUGGCAUCGGUGGUGACGGAGUCUGUCGCUGAGCCUGAAUGUCUCGGUGAGACUGAAGUUAAGGAGAAGGAGCUUAUUUCUGUGAGCGAGUCCGUCGAGGAUUGUCGAAGGGAGUCCGAGAUGAAAAAGCAGGAGCUAGAUGACCUGCAGAGGAGAAUCGAGGCGGCUUUGAAUGAGCAUAAUUCGAGAGAGGAGAAUCUUAAUUCAGUGCAGAAAUUGCUUGAGGAGUGUUCCAUGGGACUGGAGGAGAAAACUUUGAGGCUGCAGUCGACGGAGGACUCGCUCAAGGAACGUUCGAGGGAGCUUGAGUUUAAGAUUGAUGAACUGGAGUGGAUUCAGACGGCUAUCAAUGACGUCUGCAAGCACCUCGACUCGAAGAAUGAUCAAUUGACUUCGAUCAAGCAAUCUAUUAGGGCAUCUGAUAGAGCCAUCCAGAAGAAGAACCAGGAAUUGCUUUCCCUGCAAGAUUCAUUAAAGACCUGCUGCACUGAACUCGAUUCGAAGAAGAUGGAACUGGAUGAAAUUCAAAAGUUGCUAGCGGAAUGCACAAGGGAGCUCGAUUUGAAGGAGAGACAGCUCAGCUCGACCAAAACAUUGAUUGAUGAGUUUAAUGAGGAGCUCACAUCCAAGAAGAAGGAUUAUGAUGCCAUUCAAAAGUCCAUCAUAGCAUGCUCCACUGAGGUCGACUCGAAAAGGAGCGAACUGGCAUCGCUCGAGAAGUCUGUGAAUGAUCUCAAGAUGGACGGACAAAAGGAGGUUAAAGUGGAGUCUCUUCAGAAAUGUUCACAACAGUACUCGAGUGUGAUCUCCUUGAAGAAAGCAGAGCUUGCUUCCCUCCAUGAUACCAUCAAAAAAGUCGGAGGUGAUCUUGACUUGAAAGAGAGAAGGCACCAAGUAUUAUGUACCUCUAUCAAGAGCCUGAAUACCGAGCUCGAAAUGAAAAAGGAGCUCAAAUCUGCCAAGACUGUCGAAAGGGAAGGAGACUUGAAGUCUAGUGAGGAGCAACUCCAGUUUAGUCAAAAGGAACUGGCUUCAGCUAGAGCUGAAAGAGACGAAUGCCCCAGAAAACUCCAUUCGGCCCAAGCUUCGUUCGAGGGAUGCUCCAGGAUACUACAGGGAAAGGACAGACAGCUCCAAGAGCAGCUUAUGGAGUUAAAAUCCCAGCAAGAACGGUUGAAUAUGAUGCAAAAAUUACUGGAGGAGAAGAGGGCAGAGGAUGAAUUGAGGAAGGGAGAUAACAUUCUUGUUGUCCAGCAGAAGCUCUUAGAAAAGAUAGAAAAGUCGCUCGAUCCCGCGAAGCUGGUUUUACAGGCUAUGCAGGAAGUUUACUCCCCGAGUUCAAGAAAGAAUGUGAAAAGAUUCAAUAGUGGCGUAACCAAGAGAAGCUGCGUGUUGCUCUUACGCUACUUAGGUGAGGCUUCACCGGAGAUUAAGCCUCAGGUGAAGGAGGGUGCAAUGGCACUGGCCAACCAAUGGAAGGCUCAGCUGAGUGCAUCUUCAGACGAUGAUUACACUUUCAGGGUGUUGGCUCUCUUGAGGCUUAUAGUGGUCUUUGAAUUAACCCCUGCGUUUUGUCCCAAUGAGCUAGGCGUUCUUUCAGGUUCUAUUUUCGAGCAUGGAGAAACAAAUGAACUACGAAUGCUCCUUGGUUUGUCAGAACCGCUACCUUGCCCGAAGGUUAUUCUUCUUCGUCAGGCUGAAGAGAAGCUUGCUCUGAUCUCCCCGGUAAUUAGUGGUCAUUCCCUACUACAGCAUAGAAACAAGCGUAGCCGCAUGGCCUAAGGAAGUUACUUUUAACUGUUUGUGUUUCGAAACCGUAGAUUAAUGUGCUGAUACCUGUCAUUAGUUAUGCCAGCAUACCCAGGAUCCUGACAGGGGUUAAAAAUUUUAACAAAGCUGUAGCUGUGGCUUUAGAAGCAAUAUGAAAUCUAUAUUGCGUUUACUGCUAAUUUUCCUAGUAAAUGUAUGAGAAGAUGUGCCCAAAAAAAAAAAAA
Molecule: messenger RNA, 2459 nt
Organism: Punica granatum (pomegranate)
Lineage: Eukaryota; Viridiplantae; Streptophyta; Magnoliopsida; Myrtales; Lythraceae
Source: RefSeq, a predicted model, not a curated record